UUCACUGAGGCUGGCAGAUGUCCUUUUAUAUGGAUAACAAAAUGGAACAGGAUUUUCUGCAAGUUUAUUAUCAUGAGUUUGUAAUACAUACAAGGACAAAACAAAAACUUUAUGCAUCAUAGUCGCGUGAGGAGAGCAAAUCAAUCUGUUCAAUUCUUCAAGAUGACGAGAUUCUUUUGGAAUAUCAUUUGCAUCCUUUGUUUUUUUCAUCUAGGACGUUUACAAAUGAUUUCAAAAUGUGGAAUUCCAAAAUGCAGGUUUAGCCUGAGAACAAAAUCCGAAUAUGUUUACGACCAAAAUGAUGUCCCAAUGAAAGCAAAAACAACUGGUCUCGGUAUUUAUCGGUCAAAUGAAAACGAUCAGUACAAUUAUAGUAAGUGCUACAUCGAUACGGCCAGUGUUCUGGACAAAUUCCAGUUUGACGAAAAUCCACUUUAUGCUGUUCUUAUUCUAAUGUGUAACAGAGAAGUUGAAGUGUUUUUUAGUGAGGAUGACAGACCUUACUUACCGAAUGUAAUCGGAUAUAUACAAAUUAGUUCAUGCCUUAUUACUCAGGAACAACUACGUCCUUUCAGAGACAGAUUUGUAAUGCAUUUUAUCAAUAUGUUAUUUAACUAUCCUCCGCAGGACUCUGAAUAUUGCAAAGGAAACCCCUUAAAUAAAAGUUAUUGUGAGAUAUGGAACACGAUUGAUGGUUUCAUAUGGGAACCACAGUUUUCAAAUCCAGCGGCAUCUGUAACACCACUUAUUAAUAUUUUUAAUUGUAAUAUAACAUUUCCCUCUGUGAGAGAAAUACAACUAACGAAGGUUCCUAUGAAACAGUAUUUACCGAAAUUACCAGAUUUGUUUCCAAGAUUACAAAUGCUUAAUAUUAUUAAUUCAGACUUGACAGAGCCUCCGGAUUUCCCAUGGAACGAUGAAUGGUUGCCACUUAGUUACAAUUUGUCAAGGACGAAUGCUCAUCAUUUUCAGUUUGCUGAACAGUUUAACAUAGAUAUGCCAAAAAACUUUUUUAGGAAAUCAAUGCAACUGAGUAAAAACAAUAUUUCAGACCUCAUGACUCAUAACUUCGAAGGCUUUCUGAUAUCACUUGAUUUAUCAGAGAAUGGACUCAAAGCAGUUAGCGAGUUUACAUUUAGAAACAUUCGAGGUCUUCAGCAUCUUGAUUUGAGCCGAAAUAAUUUGCUAUUAAUUCCGAGGAAUGCUUUUAAAAAUCUUACAGAGUUGCGCCAUCUGGAUGCAAAAGAUAAUCUUUUAUCUCACCUCUCAAGGUAUCUGUUAUCCGAUAACAAAGCUUUGGUGUACAUAGAUUUUUCGAAAAAUAAGAUAAGAACAAUUGAAUCAAACACAUUUUCUCAUUUACAAUUUCUUAGAGAACUUCACUUAGAAUACAAUGAAAUCACAGUUUUACACCAACAAUGUUUUCCAAGUCAGUCACUUAAAUUUAAGAAACUUUUUCUAGAUGGCAACAGUUUUUCUGAAAUCCCAACAGCCGUAUUUCAUUUGCAGUCUUUGGAUAAAAUUAGUAUCACAAACUCAAGUAUAAGAUUUCCAAAUUUCACUCGAACAAUGUUAGACAUAAAAUGGAUGUUUACGCAGGAGGAUGGAGAGGAAACACCCGGCACCCCAGAUAAUACGAAUUCUGACAAUAAGCAGCAAACUGAUAUUUUUCAUAAAGUAGUUUUAGACCUCACUGGUAACAAAAUUGACAACCUCAAUCUACCUUAUUACAAUUUAAACGAUGUAAGUGAAAAAGAAACAAAACAACUACACAAUAUUCUCCUGUUGUUCUUGCAAACGUUUCAGAUUCAGCUGGAGAACAACCCUCUUCGUUGUGAUUGCGGAAUAAACCAAAUAUCUAAAGUAGUAAAUCAUUUCUUAGAGAAGAAAUUAAUUAAAGAGGAUAUAUAUUUCAAUACGUGGAAAUGUUUCUCACCAACUGAAUUUCAAAACCGUCCACUUUUAGAAAUAAAAGAGGAAGACACAUAUUGUGAGAAAAACAUGUCUUUCUGCCCGACAAAUUGUACCUGCUUUGAAAGAUCUAUGAGCAGAAUAAAUAUUAUAGAUUGCCGGGAUCAUGGAUAUCGCAAAUUACCAAUACGUUUACCCUCUGGAAUUUUAGAUCUUUGGUUUGAUAAAAACAAUAUCACCACAUUAGAUAAUAAAGAAUACAUGGACCGAAUUAGAACAUUGAACCUCUCCCGUAAUAAUAUUGCACGCAUUGAACCAGGAGUAUUUAAGCAAAUGAAAAACAUUCAAGAACUCUCUUUAAAUUCUAACUUUCUUGUUUCUCUACCUGCUGAGAUUCAGAUAUAUUUCUCUGGAUCUAUUUAUCUAGAAGAUAAUCCAUUCAAAUGUGAUUGUCACACAAAGUGGUUAAAACAAUGGAUGACGCAACGUGCAGAUAUCGUGGUCGACUCCCAGAAAGUUACAUGUAAUGUUGAUGAAGAAAAUAGGGAAGGACAGAAAUUGAUUUUUGUACCAGAUAGUGAUUUCAUCUGUUUGGAGGACUAUGAUUCCCACAAUAAGGUCUUUAUUCCUACAGUUGUGUGCUCCGUUUUGCUGGUAGUACUGAUAGUAACCGUGUCCGUCUUAUACAUCUAUAGACUGGAAGUAAAAGUUCUGCUAUAUGUUUACCUUGGAUUUCAUCCCUUCGAUCAGGACAAAGAUUGUAAAGAAGUCAUUGACGUGUUAGUCGUACAUUCUCCUAAUAUAACGGACUGGGUCAUGGAAAAUAUUGUCGAGUAUUUGGAGUUCUGUAAUUCACAUUAUUUGGUUUGUGAAAUGAUGAGAGAUUUUGUUGCUGGUUUUUCAUAUCAGGAAAACAUUGCAACGUUAGUAAAACAUAGUAAAAGAAUCAUAAUAGUGCUUUCAAAAGACUUCCUGAAUGAAGAUAUUCUUAAAAUUGCAUGGAAUGAAUCUCAGGAAAAGAUAAAAGCACAGAAAGCCAAUUAUGCUAUCGUUGUUUCACAUAAUGCAAAUAUAAAAGAAAUCCAAAUCAAGGAAUUGAAGCAAUAUGUAAAGGGAGGACGAAACAUUGAAGCCUCACUAAGCCUCUUUCAGGAAAAACUUUUGUAUUGUAUGCCACAACUGAAAAAUGAUGAAACUAGACUCAAAAGCUUACCUGAUUUAAAGUAUCUUAUUCAGCAUAUGUACGGAAGUGAUGUUAACAAUGCCGAAAUGUAUGAACGUCAUGCAUUCGUAUCUUACGGUGAGAGUAAGAUGGGUUAUGUUAUGAACGAACUGAGGCCUAUAUUGGAGGACAAUGGAUUUACACUGUGUCUCCCUGAUAGAGAUUUUAUCCCAGGGGCACCAAAGGAAGAAAACGUCCUAAAAGCCAUCGACAACUGCCUCCAUACAAUAUUUCUUUUGUCUGGAGAACAGUUGGACAAUGAGUGGUCAAUAUUCACGUUCCGGUCUGCCAGUGAAAAGUCAAUGAGGGAGAAAUGCAAUCAUCUGAUUGUUGUUCUCGGGGAUGACGUUAACUUGGAUACCAUGUGCGAGGAGGUCAGGGCAUAUGUGAAAACUCACGUUUCUUUAUGUGUGAAGGAAAAGGGGUUUGUUAAACGGUUACUAAAUGCUCUACCUGAUAUUGAGGAUCACGAACUUUACAUCCGAAAUGAUGAAAAUAAUUUUGUCAAUUUUGAAAACCUGCAUAAUGAAAUUGAAUACUGGCACGAUGACACUGCUCCUGGAGUCAUUGAAGAGAAAAAGAAUGGGUAUGUGAACGGUGGGAAACAAAAUGGCAAACUUCAUGUAUCUGAUAUUCACUUGAAUGGGUUCCAUCGUUAUGACAACAAAGCUUUUGAAGGACACGGUUUUCUCUCUCUGGGAAAAUUGCAAGAUCUUUCAGAUUGUGAAAUUCCAAAAUGCAAGAUUCAUAUUAGGACAAAGCCAUCGCCACCGGUCAUGGACCAACACGCUGUUCCAAUGGAAACAAAGGUAACUGGUAUCAUUAUAGUUCGGGAUGACAAUUAUAACUACACUAGGUGCACGGUGGAUACGGCUAGCUUUCUGGAUAAUUUCAGUUUCGAUAACAAUCCCGUCUACGCUGUUUUUGUACUUGCUUGUAAUAAAGAAGUGGAAGUGUAUUUCUCUGAGGAUAAUAGAUCUUACCUACCGAAUGUUAUGGCAUAUUUCCAAAUCACGUUAUGCCGAAUAACCCAGGAGCAGCUUCAGCCUUUCAGAAACAGAUUCAAAAUAUUUAUGGUAAAUCUAAUGGCAAACUACCCUCCACUUGAUUUCAGAUACUGCGACGGAACUCCUGUUAAUCUUAGCUACUGUGGAGUCUGGAAUACUCUUCAGGGAAUUUUCUGGGAGCCACAGCCUGCCACACUGACCGAUUCUGUGUCAACAAUUCAAGAUUUGUUGUUUUGUAAUUCAACCUUUCCAGACAUCAAAGAAAUUCAACUCACAAAAGUUCCGAUGCAACAAUAUUUACCAUCAUUGUCGACUUUGUUUCCAAGACUGCAAGUUCUUAAUAUAAUUGACUCAGAUUUGACUGAGCCUCCUAAUUUUCCAUGGAGCGAUAUAUGGCUGACAUUAAGUAUCAACAUGUCGAGAAGGGAUCAAGCACAAAGCGACUAUGCUGGACAGUACAACAUUCAGCUGGCAAAUAACUAUCAUAUGAAAUCUAUGUCUCUGAGUAAAAACAAGAUUUCAAACCUCGGCAAUCAUAGCUUCAAAGGAUUUCUGCAUUUACUUGAUUUAUCAGAGAAUGGACUAGAAGAUAUCAAUGAAUUUACGUUUAGAAAUCUUCUCGGUUUCCAACAUCUUGAUCUAAGUGAAAAUAAAUUAAAAAUUAUUCCAAAGGAUACUUUUAAAGGUCUUACAGAGUUACGCCAUCUGGAUGUGAAAGAUAAUUUGAUUACAUAUCUCUCAAAUGAUCUCUUUUCUGAUAACACAAAGAUGGUGUACGUCGACUUUUCAAAAAAUAAUAUAAAUACGAUUGAAAUUAAUACAUUUUCUCACUUACAUUUUCUUAGGGAACUUCACUUGGAGGACAAUAAUAUUUCUGCUUUACAUCCACAAUAUUUUCCCAGUCAGUCGACUGAAUUAAAACAACUUUUUCUAGAUGGCAAUAAGUUUUUCGAUUUCCCAACAGCAGUAUUUGAACUGCGAUUACUGGAGAAAAUAAGUGUAAGAAAUUCAAAUAUAAGAUUUCAAAACUUCAGCCGAACCAUGCUGAAUCUAAAAUGGGAGUCAACACCGGAAGAUGGAAAUGACCCACACAGUUCCGUGAAGAACUCAAAUUCGGAAACAAGACAGCAAACCGAUAUAGGUCACAAAGUCAUAUUAGACUUUACUGGAAACAAAAUUGAAAAUCUCCGCUUACCGUGGUACGACAUCAAAAGUUUCAAAGACAAAGAUACAGAAAAACUACACAAAAAUCUCUUGUUCUUCUUCCAAACGUUUCAGAUUCUGCUGGUGAACAACCCUCUUCGUUGUGAUUGCGGAAUAAACCAAAUAUCUAAAUUAGUAAAACAUUUCUUAAACGAGAAAUUGAUUGGAGAGGAUAUAUAUUUCAAUGCGUGGAAAUGUUUCUGGCCAUCUGAAUUUCAAAAUCGUCCACUAUUAGAAAUAAAGGAGGAAGACACAUAUUGUGAGAAAAAUAUGUCCUUGUGUCCGACUAAUUGUACAUGCUAUAAACGAUCAGUAACUGAAAUAAAUAUUAUAGACUGUCGGGAUCGUGGUUACCGUUCUUUACCCGAAAAAUUGCCAUCUGGUACUUUAGAUCUUUGGUUUGACAAAAACAAUAUAACUUAUUUAAAUAGUAGAGAAUAUUUAAACAGGGUUAGAACAUUGAACCUUUCUAGUAAUAAUAUUGCAAGGAUAGACGAUGCUGUAUUCCAGCAAAUGAAAAAUAUUCGAGAACUCUUUUUGAAUUCUAACUUUCUUGUUUCUUUGCCUGCUGCUACUCAGGAAUAUUUUUCAGGAUCUAUUUAUCUAGAAGAUAAUCCAUUCAAAUGUGAUUGUAACACAAUGUGGUUAAAACAAUGGAUGACACAACGAGCAGAUAUAGUGGUCGACUCCCAGAAAGUUACAUGUAAUGUUGAUGAAAAAUACGGGGAAGGACAGAAAUUGAUUUUUGUACCAGAUAGUGAUUUUAUCUGUUUGGAGGACUUUGAUUCCUACAAUAAGGUCUUUAUUCCUACAGUUGUGUGCUCCGUUUUGCUGGUAGUACUGAUAGUAACCGUGUCCGUCUUAUACAUCUAUAGACUGGAGGUAAAAGUUCUGCUAUAUGUCUACCUUGGAUUUCAUCCCUUCGAUCAGGACAAAGAUUGUAAAGAAGUCAUUGACGUGCUAGUCGUACAUUCUCCUAAUAUAACGGACUGGGUCAUGGAAAAUAUUGUCGAGUAUUUGGAGUUCUGUAAUUCACAUUAUUUGGUUUGUGAAAUGAUGAGAGAUUUUGUUGCAGGGUUCUCAUAUCAGGAAAACAUUGCUACUUUAGUUAAACAUAGUAAAAGAAUAAUAAUAGUGCUAUCGAAAGAAAUACUGAAUGACGAUAUUUUAAAAAUUGCGUGGAACGAGACAAAAGAAAAAAUUAAAGCACAGAAGACCAAUUAUGCUAUUGUUGUUUCAUAUGAUGUAAAUCUAAAAGAAAUCCAAAGCAAAGAGUUAAAGCAAUAUGUGAAGGGAGGACGGCAUAUUGAUGCUUCACUAAGCCUCUUUCAGGAAAAGCUCCUGUAUUGUAUGCCACAACUGAAAGAUGAUGAAACAAGAAUCAAAAGUUUACCUGAUUUAAAAUAUCUGAUUCAGCACAUGUAUGGAAGUGAUUAUCUCAACGCCGAAAUGUAUGAACGUCAUGCUUUUGUAUCUUAUGGUGAGAGUAAAAUGGGUUAUGUAAUGAAUGAAUUGAGGCCUAUAUUGGAGGACAAUGGAUUUACACUUUGCCUCCCUGACAGGGACUUUAUUCCCGGGGCACCAAAGGAAGAAAACAUACUAAAAGCCAUCGACAACUGCCUUCAUACAAUUUUUCUCUUGUCUGGAGAACAGUUGGACAAUGAGUGGUCAAUAUUCACCUUUCGAUCUGCCAGUGAAAAGUCAAUGCGGGAGAAAUGCAACCAUUUAAUUGUUGUUCUUUUGGAUGACGUUAACUUGGAUACCAUGUGUGAAGAGGUUAAAACCUAUGUAAAUACUCAUGUGUCUCUCAGGGUUAACGAAAAAGGAUUUAUCAAACGGUUACUCAACGCUUUGCCUGACGUUGAAGAUCACGAACUUUACAUCAGAAAUGAUGAAAAUAAUUUUGUCAAUUUUGAAAACCUGCAGGAGAAGAUGGGAGAUAAUUUCACAGAAACUGCUCCUGAUAUCAUAGAACCCGAAGUGAGAAUGAAUGGGGAUGUGAACAGGAAUAAUGGAAAACAAAAUGGUUAUGUUCAUCUAUCUGAUAUUCAUCUGGAUGGGUCUCUUUACUAUUAUAACAACAAAGCUUUUCAAGGAGACAGAACGGCUGUUACAGACAUAAACGAAAAGGAAAAUUAAGGGUGGAAAAUAUGUGCAGGAGAAAAUCAAAUCCCAUCAGUUGAUUUGACAACUUUUUUUUAC
This is a messenger RNA of Saccostrea echinata, 7545 nucleotides long. RefSeq lists its product as uncharacterized. NCBI's taxonomy places the organism in Eukaryota, Metazoa, Mollusca, Bivalvia, Ostreida, Ostreidae. The record is from RefSeq and is a predicted model, not a curated record. Bases 112 to 7482 code for a protein of 2456 amino acids. Gene Ontology annotation, molecular function: protein binding; transmembrane signaling receptor activity. Gene Ontology annotation, biological process: toll-like receptor signaling pathway; immune response. Gene Ontology annotation, cellular component: membrane. The transcript has 2 exons.